CUUCUUGAUAUUAGGGUUGGUCUCGAUAUCUUGGAUCAUUUUUCGCAUUCGUUUGCUUUAGGGUUUUGAAGAGCGCUGGUGUGGAUGGCGAUGCCUCGGUUUUACGCAGGUGUAUACGAGAUGGUGGAUGAUCCAUCACUGGAUUCAAUAAUCUCAUGGAGCAAAAGCAACAAGAGUUUCGUCAUAUGGGAUCCGAAAGAGCUAGUCGCAAAAAACAUUCUCAAGAGAUUCGUUCGCAACAAGUUGUCACAUUUUAUCAAAGAUCUUGAAUCCCAUGGAUUUGUAAAAAUUAAGGGGUCUGAUGAGCACUUGGAAUUUGGACAUGAGCAAUACUUUGUGAGAGGUAAACCUCAUCUUAUGAUUAGGUUGCGUUACCAAGCUGCCUCGGAUAGGAGGAAGAGAGCUAUCAAGGCAGCCAAAGCUAGAGCAGCACAAGCAGAGAAGAACGGCUCUGUGGGAGAUCAACCUUGUCUCGAAGAUGUACGUAUUAGGUUCGACCAAAUUAUGGGACAUUCAACCGAAGCUAAAACGCCACUGGAGAGUAGCUUCCGACAUCUACAAAUUUGAUCACAUCACAUGUAGCACUUGACAUGGGGUUUGUUCUUCUUGUUUCAGUUGCUUGAUGAUGGCUUUAUUAAAAUAAUAAAUAAUAUUAGAAAAGGAUACAUGUAUUUCUUCUUGACCAAUAUUUGAUCUAUUGCU
This is a messenger RNA of Raphanus sativus (radish), 702 nucleotides long. RefSeq names its product heat stress transcription factor A-4a-like. Gene Ontology annotation, cellular component: nucleus. Gene Ontology annotation, biological process: regulation of transcription by RNA polymerase II. Gene Ontology annotation, molecular function: DNA-binding transcription factor activity; RNA polymerase II cis-regulatory region sequence-specific DNA binding. The transcript has 2 exons. The coding region runs from base 85 to 567 and encodes 160 amino acids. The record is from RefSeq and is a predicted model, not a curated record. Lineage: Eukaryota; Viridiplantae; Streptophyta; Magnoliopsida; Brassicales; Brassicaceae.